CCCCCCGGCCCUCUUCACCUGCACACCGCACAACCACUCACGACGUCGCCCCCUGUAGAGCUUAACAUGCCAGCCGCCCCCCCUCAUCCUUCAUAUCACCAUGUCGUCUGCUGUUACACUUCCUGCUAUUCCCUCCCGGAUCCUCAGCGUCGGGAAUAUACGUAGGAUUGCGGAUCGUCAUUGAACGGUACCCCUCCCCCAUUCAUCCAUCCAUCCAUCCACGUUGUUUCUGUCACAUACUUAGUCGCCCUUUUCGCCUCCCCCCUUCCCUUCCCUUCCCUUCUUAAGAUGAUGCUGGGGUCCAGGGCGCUGCCUCCUGCUCUCUUCUCCCUGCUCCUAAGCGUUUCCUGCGCGCGCGCCGCUCCCUACGAUUUCCUCGACAACUACCGCAACAAGAGCCCUGCGCCUGCCGACGGCCCCGCGGCGUCCUACCACGCCACGCGCGAGAGGGAUUGGCUGCCGUACGAGGUGUGCGGCGUAGUCGGAGGCUACGUAUUCACAGUCCUGAUCUGGGGCGUGCUGCUGCUCACCGUCGGGAGAAAAAUGCGACGCAAGGCGCUGGAUCCGCCGAAGGCGCUGGAGGUGGAAUUGCAGAGUAAAAAGCCCGUGCGACCGACUGUUAAGACGCCGGCGAGUCCUGCGUCCAGCUGGUUCAGGAAGUUCAAGAAGAACGAUAGUGGCGUUGGGGCGAGUCCGCAGAGUCCGGAGAUUCAGAGCCCGUCGUCGUUUGAUCAGAAGGUUAUUAAUGCUGAUCGCGAGCGGGCGCAGGAUGAUAUGGAGAGGCUGUAUGCGGCGGUUAUGGAUCAUGAUGCGAAGAAACACUCGCCGAGUGUGAGCGUCGAUGAGACGCAGAUUCCGAUGCAGAUGCAGAUGCAGAUGCAGAUGCAGAUGCAGAUGCCCACCCCGGGACGCAGACGCCCAUCCGCAAUCAGCACAACGGGCCUCUCCCAGGAACAAAACAUCCCCACCAUCCCAAUCUCCCCCAUCACCACAGCCACAAGCACAACGCCAACCUACGCCCCGCACCCCGCGCCCCUCCGCCUCCGAGACAACAACAACAACAACAACAACCAUCAACAACCCGGCCCAACCCCCAGCCCCCGCGGCAUCCUCUCGCAGCGCAGCCCCAACCCCCCCAGCGCAAAAUCAACACGCUUCAACCUAAAAAACCUGCGCAUCUCCGGCCCCGCACAAAAAUACCCCGGCGCCGCCCCGGACGACGAAGCCCGCACCCCCCUCUCCCCACGCUUCCAAACCACCCUCCCCUCACACACAAACUCGCCCACAACGCCCUACGACCCAGACGAAGAACUAGACCAAGUCCUCCCCCUGCCCCGUCCGGCGCCGCAACGCCCAGCUGCGCCAAGUAUAACGCUAUCCAGCACCCCGGCCAACUCCCUCCCAUUCCGCAGCUACGCCGCGCCCCUCCAAUCACCUGGUAUUCAGACCACAGUGCUAGACCGUAGAUUGGAUAAACUCAGCCUCACGACACCGAAGACGGGCGUGCCGUAUACGCCGUAUAGUCCGUAUAUGCCGUUUACGCCCGUGACGCCGGUUACGCCGCAUUUGGUUACGAAGCGGGAGAGGAAGGUUAGGGAGAGGGGGGAGAGGAGGAGGAGGGUGGGAGAGGAGGCGCAGGUUAAGAGCGCGGGGGAGAUAUUUGGGGAUGCUUAUUAG
Molecule: messenger RNA, 1677 nt
Organism: Dothidotthia symphoricarpi CBS 119687
Lineage: Eukaryota; Fungi; Ascomycota; Dothideomycetes; Pleosporales; Dothidotthiaceae
Exons: 1
Coding region: 289-1677 (462 amino acids)
Source: RefSeq, a predicted model, not a curated record